UCAGUACCCAGUUCAACGCCCAGGGUCUCCCUCUCUGCAUCUUCUUUCAAAAUUCCAAUUCCGUCCACAUUAAAUCAAGUUCUUUUUGUCUCAUGGCUGCACCUGGGAGUUCUAUGCUAUAUUCUUUUCUUCUGUUCGUUGCCACUCUCUCUCUACAAGAAAUGUAUAGAGUGAAGUUAGCAUCUUCAGAGUUAUUUACUAUUCUUGGAGGCUUUACCAGCUCUUUAAUAUUUCUAAUGUUGCUGACGUUCAUUGGAAAUUAUCAGGAAACAUGUGGUACCAGGACUGGUUGGGGUGCUGUUAUAUUUGCAGAAGCAGUGGCGCUUAUAGCUGCUAGCACUGUUCAUCGAGUUUGUAUCACAACCUGCUUUCUGUUUUCUGCUGGGCUAUUAUAUGAGAUCAACAAACUUUCGGGAAUGAUGCUUUCCAAAAGUGAAUCCAAAAGUAAAAGGUAUUGAGUUGAAAUUGUUGCCUUGGAGGAACUGCUUCCUUCAAGAACUCUCUUGGGGCUUUUUGUUAGAUACUUCUGAGAAGUUUGAAUAUGGAUGGUUAAAUUUUGUGGUUAUUAGAUGCUAAUGGGCCUUAUUAAUAUAUAGAUAUAACCUCAUUUGUGCGACUGCAAUGGUAAGAAUUAAAUGAACAUAUGAGGUGUCUUAUUUAUUUUUCAAUUUUUAUGUCAUACUUCUGUGAGACUUAUUUA
Molecule: messenger RNA, 700 nt
Organism: Olea europaea var. sylvestris
Lineage: Eukaryota; Viridiplantae; Streptophyta; Magnoliopsida; Lamiales; Oleaceae
Product: protein KRTCAP2 homolog
Exons: 5
Coding region: 93-458 (121 amino acids)
Source: RefSeq, a predicted model, not a curated record